Molecule: messenger RNA, 947 nt
Organism: Castor canadensis (American beaver)
Lineage: Eukaryota; Metazoa; Chordata; Mammalia; Rodentia; Castoridae
Source: RefSeq, a predicted model, not a curated record
AUGGCGGCGCCCAUGUUGCGGUGCUUUUCUCGGGGCCGGAGGUCUGGUCCCCCUAGCCUCUCGGGUUUCUUGCCCCUGGAGCUGCGCAGGGCCCACUCAGGCGCUCAGGUCCUGGCGGCGCAGAAAGCUAGGGGUCUGUUCAAGGACUUCUUCCCGGAGAGGGGUACGAAAGUAGAGCUCCCAGAGCUCUUCGACCGUGGUUCGGCGGGCUACACUCCCCAGACCAUUUACUGCGGCUUUGACCCCACGGAGGACUCGCUUCACGUGGGGCACUUGUUGGCGCUGCAGGGCCUGUUCCACUUCCAGCGAGCCGGCCAUAAUGUGAUCGCGCUCGUGGGGGGUGCCACAGCGCGCCUGGGAGACCCGAGCGGCCGCACCAAGGAGCGCGAAGCACUGGACGCGGGGCGCGUGCGGGCCAACGCGCGUGCGCUGCACCGGGGGCUCGAGUCCCUGGCGGCCAACCACCAGCAGCUGUUCGCCGACGGGCGGGCCUGGGGCAGCUUCACCGUGCUGGACAACUCGGCGUGGUACCAGCAGCAGCACCUGGUGGACUUCCUGGCGGCCGUGGGUGGCCACUUCCGCAUGGGCACGCUGCUGAGCCGCCUGAGCGUGCAGACGCGGCUCAAGAGCGCAGAGGGCAUGAGCCUGGCAGAGUUCUUUUACCAGGUGCUCCAGGCUUACGACUUCUAUCACCUGUUCCAGCAUUAUAGGUGCCGGGUCCAGCUGGGCGGGUCUGAUCAGCUGGGCAACAUCAUGUCUGGAUAUGAGUUCAUCCACAAGCUGACUGGAGAAGACGUUUUUGGAAUCACUGUCCCUCUAAUUACAAGUACAACUGGAGCAAAGCUGGGAAAGUCGGCGGGCAAUGCUGUAUGGCUAAACAGAGACAGAACGUCUCCAUUUGAAUUGUAUCAAUUCUUUGUCAGACAGCAAGAUGAUUCUGUGGAAAG